AUGGAGGGAACCACUACAGCAGCUUCCGGUAACUUUGACGAAUGGCUAUUCCCAGAGAACAACGCCAGGAUGGGGUCUUUCGGAGAGUACGACGGAGCGAAGCCAUUGGAGGGCAAUGGGUGGGAUCUGGACGCCACGCGUAACAGCGUUGUGUCGUCGACGAGCUCGUCGUCUGCCGGAUCGCCGUUGGACCAGUUUACGUCGCUUUUCGACGCAAACGCGAUGCUCACGCAGGGCUCGGACUCCGAGACGCUGUUCACAGCGAGCAAUACGGUGUCGCUGUCCAACUCGCCGACGAUCGUCAAGCAGGAGGACGUGGAGGCCAAGUUUAUGCCCGGCCUCGACCAGUUCCCACUGGCCAUCGACAUCCCACCUGCCGCUUCGGCAGGCAAGGACGCGGCUUCCGCGGCGUCCGCCCCCUCGGCUUCCCGCGCCGUUGCCGACGACGCGGCGUCAGAGUCGCAGGCUCAGGCAGCCCGCAAGAAACGUGCGCCCAGGAAGCGCCUCACGGCACAUCAGAAACAGGCUCACAACAAAAUCGAGAAGCGAUACCGCAUCAAUAUCAAUACCAAAAUCGCCAAACUCCAGCAGAUCAUUCCUUGGGUAGCCAGCGAGGAAACCGCUUUUGAGGUUGGUGAGUCGCUCAGACCAAAGCCCGCGUCCGCCGCAGCAUUGGAAGGCGCCGCCGCCGCGGCCCCAAAGCUCAACAAGAGCAUGAUUUUGGAAAAAGCAGUUGACUACAUUCUCUAUCUUCAAAAUAAUGAGCGUCUUUACGAACUCGAAGUACAAAGACUAAAGAAGGAGCUGGAGUCUCUCAGAAGCACGUCAGGCAGCGCUGCCAGCAGCGCAGCCAGUAGCAGCAGCAGCAGCAAUUAA
Messenger RNA from Lachancea fermentati, 876 nucleotides. The record is from the annotation of a GenBank genome assembly. NCBI's taxonomy places the organism in Eukaryota, Fungi, Ascomycota, Saccharomycetes, Saccharomycetales, Saccharomycetaceae.